This is a messenger RNA of Strigops habroptila (Kakapo), 1511 nucleotides long. RefSeq names its product deltex E3 ubiquitin ligase 3 (gene DTX3). Gene Ontology annotation, biological process: Notch signaling pathway; protein ubiquitination. The coding region runs from base 267 to 1271 and encodes 334 amino acids. The record is from RefSeq and is a predicted model, not a curated record. Lineage: Eukaryota; Metazoa; Chordata; Aves; Psittaciformes; Psittacidae. The transcript is spliced from 5 exons.
GGCCCCGCCCCCGCCAUCCCGCGCCGUUCCCAUGGCGACUCUCCCGCUGCUCCUCGGUGGGGUCCCUCCUCCCUCCGCUGCCGUUGCCAUGGUCCCCGCCCCCGUUGCCAUGGCGGCCCCGCCCCGCGCGUCACGUGACGCGCGGCGGCUCCGGGCCCCGCCGCCGCCGCCGCCGCCGCUGCCGCCGCCCCGCUCGCUCCGCCCGGCGAUGCCUGUGGCUCGUGGCUCCGGUGCUCCGCUGGCAUCUCCGGCUCCUGCUGUCCCCCAUGGGCUCGCCAGUGUCAUUUGUCCUCUCCAGGAUGGCAGCGUGCGGGGGGGCCACUAAGAACAAGGUGACGGUCUCCAAGCGCGUGUGGGACUUCUUGACCAAGGAGAGCCCGGCCAAGCUGGCGCGGCUGAAGGAGGAGACCAAGGUCAGCAUCAUGGUGGAUGGCGAGACCUCCGACAUCUACGUCCUGCAGCUCUGCGUGCCCCCCCCGUGGCCCCCGGGGGGGCUCUGCCCGGCCCGCAAAGCCCUCAAGGCCUUGCUGAAGGAGACGGAGAAGGAGCUCAAGAAGAAGAGCCCUCCCAACCGCCACGGCGAGCUGGUGGGUUGCGUCACCGUCCUGGAGCCCGGCGCAGCCGCUCUGGGGGGCCGGGGGCCAUCCGCAGCCCCCUCGUCCUCGGGGGCGCCAUCGGCGGCCGGUUGCUCCCGGGAGGAAGAGCCUGAGCGCCAGUGUCCCAUCUGCCUGGGUGAGAUCCAGAAGAUGAAGACGCUGGAGAAGUGCCGGCAUUCCUUCUGCGAGGCGUGCAUCACGCGGGCGCUGCAGGUCAAGACGGCGUGUCCCAUGUGCGGGCGCUUCUACGGGACCCUGGUGGGCAACCAGCCCCCCAACGGCCGCAUGCUGGUGACGCGCGACGCCGGGCUCCUGCUGCCCGGCUACGAGAGCUUCGGCACCAUCAUCAUCCAGUACGUCUUCCCGCCCGGCGUCCAGGGGGAGGAGCACCCCAACCCCGGCGUGCGUUACCCGGGCACCACGCGCGUGGCGUAUCUGCCCGACUGCCCCGAGGGCAACAAGGUGCUGGGGCUGUUCCGCAAGGCCUUCACCCAGCGCCUCACCUUCACCGUGGGCACCUCCAUGACCACGGGCCGGGCCAACGUCAUCACCUGGAACGACAUCCACCACAAGACCAGCUGCACCGGCGGGCCCCAGCUGUUCGGAUACCCUGACCCCACGUACCUGGCGCGGGUGCAGGAGGAGCUGCGGGCAAAGGGCAUCACCGAGGACUGAGCCGGGGGGGGCACCGGGACCCCCCCGGGAAACGGGGACACCCCCCCCAGGGAACCGGGAUUCCCCCCUCGGCACCGGCAUCCCCCCGGGGGGGGGCACAAGGACCAUGGCAGGGCCCGGGGGGGGGGGUUGGUGCCCUUGGGCGGGGGGCGGCCGGUUAAUUUAUUAAUUGUUUUUUUAUUUCUCUCCCCCCCCCCCCCCCCGUCUGUAACUUUGAUCCAAUAAAAAUAUGCAACGAUG